This is a messenger RNA of Mustela lutreola (European mink), 4236 nucleotides long. It is a transcript of the gene PEX26, whose product is annotated as peroxisomal biogenesis factor 26. Gene Ontology annotation, molecular function: protein-containing complex binding; ATPase binding. Bases 292 to 1227 code for a protein of 311 amino acids. Gene Ontology annotation, cellular component: peroxisome; peroxisomal membrane. Gene Ontology annotation, biological process: protein import into peroxisome matrix; protein import into peroxisome membrane. The record is from RefSeq and is a predicted model, not a curated record. Lineage: Eukaryota; Metazoa; Chordata; Mammalia; Carnivora; Mustelidae. The transcript is spliced from 6 exons.
UCUGCAGGGGGCUGCGAGAGCAGGAAGCAUGUCGGUUACCUUGUCCCGCGCCUGCAGUGAGCGGCUAGAUUCAUGAAAAAGAACCUGGAACGGCCCUCCCCGGGGCUAAGUUGGUAUCAGUACAUGUCGUGGGGCCAGAGAAGAUAGAGGCAGGUAUUCCAGGGAUGUAGCUAUUCUGCAAAUCUGAGGACUCGGCUUCGGGAAGGGCUGUGGGCAAGCGUUUGAGGACUGUCCCUCUUCUCCCGGGCCGACGCGGGAUAUCCCGGAGACCCCGGAGAGGCUGCCACUCUGAUGUCUGGAGAAACAGGCCCUAAGCCCAGGCUGGCUAUGAAGAGUGACUCCUCGACCCCUGCAGCCCCCCUUAAGGGUCUCGGGGCGCCUCUCAGGAGCAGCGAGCCUGUACGCGUCGCCCCGCCUCCGUCGACAGCCGUGGUUCUGCUAGAGGAGGCUGCAGACCUCUUGGUGGUGCACCUGGACUUCCGGGCGGCACUGCAGACCUGCGAACGCGCCUGGCGGAGCUUGGCCAAAGAUGAUGCGGGCACUUCCUUGGAGGUGAAAUGCUCCCUGUGUGUUGUGGGGAUCCAGGCCCUGGCAGAAAUGAAUCGGUGGCAGGAAGUCCUGUCCUGGGUUCUUCAGUAUUACCAGGUCCCUGAAAAGCUACCUCCCAAAGUCCUGGAACUAUGUGUUCUUUUAUACAGCAAAAUGCAAGAGCCUGGAGCUGUGCUGGAAGUGGUCAGUGCCUGGCUGCAAGACCUUGACAAUCAGGGCCUUCCAGAAUACAGAGCUUUGGCAGAACUUCACCUGUACCGAGUGCUGCUGCCUCUGGGCUGCUUGUCGGAGGCUGAGGAGCUAGUGGUGGGUUGUGCAGCCUUCAGUGAGGAAGAGCGGCUGGACUUACUCCAGGCCAUUAGUAAGGCAAGGCAACAGCAGAAACACCAACACUCGGGCACUGAGGAGGCCCAGAAGCUAAACCAGGAAGGCUCCUUCUCCCACAAGUUCCUGUCACUAAUGAUGUUGCUUCGCCGGCUUUGGGAUUCUGCAGUGAGCCACUUCUUCUCCAUGCCCUUCAAAAAGAGCCUCUUGGCUGCCUUGAUCCUCUGCCUCUUGGUGGUAAGGUUUGAUACAGCUUCUCCUUCUUCUUUGCCCUGCCUCUACAAGCUGGCUCAGCUCUUCCAUCGGAUCCAAGAGGCCAUGUUUUCUCUCUACCGGCUUCCUAUCCACGAUUGAGUGACUUUUCCCAUUCCACUCAACCUCUAUACUCCCCAGGUCUGCCAUGACAGAAGCAGAGUAACUCAUCCAUGGUGGCCCUCCUAUUGCUGGCUGUGGCCCCACAGGGGUGGGGCCAGCCCCAAUUCUAGAAAGAGUUGAUCCAGUCUGGUGAACUAUGUUUUGCUGCCCGAGUGUUCUCCCCUUUGCACCCUAGUUUGGCUGGUGUUGGUAGGUAAUGCGGGAACAAAGUAGGGCCAGGGAGCACGAGUCCUCUGGAAUAAUACUCCCUUAUACCAAAGGCCCCUUCUAAAGGAGGGGUUUGGGAAAGGAGAGUAUAUCCAUGAAAUAUUCCAUCUUCUUGGUAAAAGCAAAGGAUUGGUUUUUUAGGUCAGAGUGUAAGGAAGCUGGAAGUUCAGAAAACUCUGAUGGAAUGACCCUUGGCCUUUCACUUGUGUGGAAAACUUAACCUCUGAAAAUUGUCUCACAGGUCAGGCCCUUAGUUAGGCAGAGUGAAGAUCUGAGAGGGCCACUUAUUUCUCUUCUCUGCUCUUCUCCACCAGAUCUGUGGAGAGGAGCAUAGAGAAGUUAUUUAUCAAUAUACCAUUCCUGUGGUUUCGCAGUAGGCUUGAAGCUGCUUGGGUCCUCUCUUUUCAUACCAGGACGUGGCUUUCAGAACCACCCAGGUAACUGCUGAAAGCAAAGUAAGGCUGCUCCGCUCUUCUCACUGGGUAAAGUGAUCUUGUUUGGUGCUUCUUGGGCUUCAGCUCAAUUUUCCAGGUUGUCAGUGGCCAAGUCCUGCUCUAUUACACACUCAGUAUUCCUGUGUUCUCUUUCUUCCUUUUAGUUCCUUCUUCCUGCUCUGCAAUGGUAUUUUUAUACUUUGUUUGAUGGCUGUCUAACCAGGUUCUGCCUACCCCCUUGGUAUAUACCGUUGCUGGUUCCUCUCCCCGCUUUCUGUGUCCUGUUGUUCUAGUUAUAGUCUAUUCUUUGUAUAAUAUGCAAAUUUUUCUGCUUGUGUGGCCUUGAAAAGUAGGUCAGCCUUAGAGGCUGAUGAGCUGAAAAUGGAACUGGGUAAUCAGGUGAGCUGGAAGGGAUGUAUGGAGGGAGUUGGCCAGAGGGGAGAUAUGGGUUUUGAAGGCAAUGAACAAUCCAUUGUUAGGAGGAGGAGGACACAUUGGGGCCAUAGCGUUUGGGUAUUUGAAAUGUUUCAGCGUUUUCUGUCACCAGCCACAAGAAUCUUACAAGUUUCCGUGCAAAUAAAUGUAAAACACUACUAUGCUGUCGGAAUUGUAAAAGGAUUCCAGCAGGGGCUAGCCUUUUUUGAGGCUGAAGGCCAAGCAAACUGCCCCCUGCUGGGUCUUCAGGCGUUGUUGAUGCCAGGAAUAGAGGAGAUGCUUAGUAGUUUCCGAGAGGCUGGUUUUCAGGCCUUCCAACUCAACAGUUUGUCUUUAGUAAAGCGGGUGGGAAAAAUAAAACCCAAACGCCUUUGGGAGGUGAAUCCCUAGGGCGUAGUCCACCUCUGUAGGAAACAAAUCUGUAUUUUUACAUACGGACUUUUUUUUUUUUUUUUAAAGAUUUAUUUAUUUAUUUGACAGACAGAGAUCACAAGUAGGCAGAGAGGCAGACAGAGAGAGAGGAGGAAGCAGGCUCCCUGCUGAGCAGAGAGCCCAAUGUGGGGCUCGAUCCCAGGACCCUGGGAUCAUGACCUGAGCCGAAAGCAGAGGCUUUAACCUACUGAGCCACCAUACAUACGGACUUUUAAGUAGAGUUAAGAACCCUGAGAAGAGGAAAAGAGACAGGUAAGCCUUGAGAUCUGUUGGAAUGAUUUCUCAAAAUGAAAAUCUGGUCCCUUUCUCUACCCUAGAAAAAACUCUUUAAUGACUUUGCAUGCCUCACAUGGCAUUUCUUCUUAAAUUCUUCAUGGAAUUUAAGGCCCCUUAGGCACUGGUUUCAGCUAAUCCCUCCACUUUUAUGUGGGGCCUCUGUUGCUUACGCACGCCGCCCUCGGCCCAGCCAGUCAUGGUUUUCUGAACAUUUCAUGUUCCUUCACACUGCUGUAUCUUUAGCACCUGCUGUUCCUUUUGGAAGGCCCAGCUCCCACUUUUUGCCUGGUUAGCUCCUCAAAUUUCCAGACUUACUCAAGGGUUACUUUUGGGAAUCCUCUCCUGAUGUCUACUUCCACCUUUUUAUGUUAGUGACCCCAUAGCCUUAUAAUUGCAAAGUCCUUUGUUACCUCCAGUAACUGUGAGCUCUUUGAUGCUGGGGAAUGUGGCUUGUUGCAGGGUUUAAGAAUCAGUUUGGAUCCCUGCUCUACAACGUAUGUGACUGUUGGAAAGUGACCUAUCCUUUCUCAGCCUCACUGUCCUCAUCUGUUAGUUAUUAUUUCAUAGGGACUUCUGGGCCUAGCCAAGCACCUAGGAAAUAUGAAGCUAUCAGAGGUGUUUAAAUUAAUGAAUUGCUAUAGCUGUCAGGACAAAAGGUCCAUGUGCUUUUGGUAUAUUUUGUAUUGUGAAAAGUCUGAGUAAAAAGACCUGACUAUACCCAACUCCUUUUUCUGUCUGUCCCCUGAAGUUCUUCCAUAUUCAGCUUCUAGGCCUCUAGGUUCUCUGUGUGAUGUUCGUCUUGAACUCUGCCAUAUUGUCUGGCAACCAGCCCCAGCUACCUUCCUAGUCAGUCAAGGAACUCAGAACCAGAACUGCUCUGAUAACUUUGAUAUUUUCUAAGAAUGGAGGCUGGUAUUCAUAUCAGUCUUCAGGUCUGACUUUAAUGAGGUCAGAAAUGAAGGGAGGGCUUCCUUGUUACACUUAGACCUGUGCUGUCCAACAUGGUAGCCAUUAGCCACAGGUGGAUUUUGAGCACUUGAAAUGUGGCUGGUACAAAUUGAGCUGUUCUGUGAAUGUAAAAUACUCACUGGAUUUUGAAGAUAUAGGACUAUAAAAAUGGAAACUCAAUAAUUUUUAUAUUGAUUGCAUGUUGAAAUGAUAGUAUUUUGGGUAUGUUGGGUUAAAUAAAAUCUAUUAAAAUUAA